AUGACCGACUGCGCGGCCCCAAAGGAAGCCAUAAACAUCUUCAGCCUCGUCCGCGACCCAUCCCAAGACCCCCUGGAUGAAUUCCACAGCAACCCACCCAUCUCCGACUUCACCACAGGCUUCGAAGGCGCCCCUGAUGCCGAGCUGCGGCAUUUCGCGACCGAAUGCGUAACCGAUCUCGCACAUACCCGGGGCACCAGCCUGACCAUUUCAUGGAUUGCCGUUCUCGACGAACGGUCUCUUAGUGAAAUCACUGUAGUCAUGCAUCAUUACAGAAGCAAAUCUGUCUGGGAGCAGACUAUGCGGGAGUCAGAUGUAGAUGAGGCGGAAGAUUCGAUCUGGUGGAAGUGGCGGGUUCCAUUCAGCUCGUCGUUUAAUCUCUGGAAUAAUAUUAUGAGUUUGGGGAAGGAUGCUUUGGAACUGUACUCGAGGGAGGAGUAUUUGGGUGAGGAUGGGAUUGUGGAUGGUGAGGUAGAGGAUCCCAAGGGGGUGUUUACUUAG
Messenger RNA from Aspergillus caelatus, 501 nucleotides. RefSeq lists its product as uncharacterized. NCBI's taxonomy places the organism in Eukaryota, Fungi, Ascomycota, Eurotiomycetes, Eurotiales, Aspergillaceae. The transcript is spliced from 2 exons. The record is from RefSeq and is a predicted model, not a curated record. The coding region runs from base 1 to 501 and encodes 166 amino acids.